GGAGAAAAGGGUACUUGUUUCUUAGCUUCUCAGACUGGGAUUUCACAGAGUUAGAGAUUCACACAACUGCUGGGGACAGAUUUCACUCUUCACAGCCAUUUACUCUGAGUGGUGAAGACAUCAUGACAGACUAUUCUGGACAGAGGAAGUCGUCAAAAUACUACAAGCCGGGGAUUCCAGGUUUCUUUAGAUAAAUCGCAGACUUUCUUUAAUUUCCUUCAAUCUGCAAAAAUGUUCAAGAUGUGCCAGUGAACAUGAAGUUAGCAGGAAACACGUGUUUAGCAAAGCAAACGGGUGGAAUGAUUUUCUUGGUGUUAUUUUGAAUCUAUUUUUUUAUAAUCAGAAAUUGAUUUGUCAAUGGGUAUAAGUGUUUGAUUGUUUAAAAUUGAAACUGCAUUUGUGUUGAGCUAAAUUAUAUUUGGUGAAAAACAGAAACUGAUUCUUUAACUUUUAUUAUAAGCCAUCCUUGCAUAAUUUGCUAAUGUUGUUGAUAUGCAAAUGUGACAAUGCUGCAGCAAUGCCUUAGUCCAGUCUCAAUAUUUAGCCGGCAAGUUCAAAGUAUGUUAGAAUGGGGGUCUUAAUUGUUUUCCAGUGGUAGACAACUGUAGAAUAUUCAUCUUCAGAAAAUGUUGACGUACUUGGAUGUUUAGAAGUCAUUUCCGUGACACAGACUGUGUUUCUCAAGACAAGGGGAAGCAGCUCAGGAACAACUAAGAUUGACUAAGGAGUAAGAAUGGAAUACGAAAUGAGUGAGUAGUCGAGUAAAGAUCAUGUAAGUAUCAAGUUAAUGUGGUGUAAAGACAGCGUAAUAACAAGAAAGAGUCGUACAGUACAUGGGUCGCAAAAAAGAUCGAAUAAGGAUCUUAUUUACAUCGAGCAAGGAUCAAGCGAAAAUCGAAUAAGGAUCAAUCACGAAUACAGGAAUAUUCAAGGAGAAAGAAAGGAGAUAACACCGUGCCCUAAUAACAAAAAGGAUCUUGUACAGAUCUGUUGAGGAUCAAAGGACAAGAUGGACGACAAGCAGCUGGAGGAGCUGAUGGUGCAGAGCUUCAUCAAGAUCAUGAUGGAGACUGAGCAGUCUGCCGAGGGCAAGGCGGAGCUGGCGCAGGCCCAGGCGAGAGACGAGCAGAAGAGAAACAGUCAAGUCACUCUCCGCCUGGGACAGGAUGGUCUUCAGAUUCGACCAGAUUCCGACCAGCCGUCCCAACUACCACAACAGCAACAGUUUCAGGAGCUACAGCCGGACCAUCAACAUCAACAACAACCGCAACAGCUACAACAGCAUCAUCAAAACUACGGGGUAAACCAGGACCCUAACCUGUCGUCGUUCCACAAAGGUUACAACACGACGCCCCAAGAGCAAGUAAAAGCGAAUUAUCCAAACGGAUACGACCCCACUACUCUCCCACCCAUCGUGAACACCCACUACCCAUCUCACCACUUGAGUAACCACAGCAACAGCAACAACAACAACAACAACAACAACAACACCCCCGAGUACUUACAGGCCCCGCCAAACGCCCACCAGACAGUCCUGGACACUCACGGCAACUACAACCUCUCCCCAGACUUGAGCCCCCGGGGUAGUCAGCACCCCGAGAGACACCGGCGUGUGGGAAGAGACCACGGGAACUUCAUCCAGCAGAAUUCUCCAACGGGCCACUCUCGUCCGCCGGCGGACAAUGGCCACGCUGUCUCUGCCAGCAUGUUUGACGAUAUUGGCCCGCCCGGUAUGCCAUACCCGUCCCCCGGAAACCCAGACGAACCAGAAGACCAGGGCGGUGGGUUGAAGCUUGUGGUUGUGGAUAAAAGUGACGACGACUAUGACGAUAAUGGUGUCGGUGGUGGUGGUGGUGGUGGUGGUAACGGUCCGCGGCAUCACCGUAGUUCUGACGAGGCUGUGGAACUACGCAGCGGUGGUGAUGUGUACCCCAUUGACAAACACGCAGUAGACAGAGACAUGUACAGACAGCUGUUUGUGCCUCAAGGUGCUCCUCCAGGAAACAACACCAGCGAUGGUGGCAACAAGAACCCAUUCCCCAACAACAACAGUAACAACAACAACAAUGGUGGAGUUUAUAACAAUAUGUAUAAUAACACGAAUGGUCCAGAGAACCAUGGCAGAUCUCAAAUGGAAGGAGCAAAUUUGACACAUCAAGUGAUUCCAAACUCGACUUUUACUUCAGCCGUGGCUCCAGGGUACCCACAACAUCCGAACGUUCGUGAAGCAUUCUCAGACAAUGCACAAAACCAGCACCACAUGCAACAGCCGCAGCAACAACCUCAUCAAAAUCUACAACACCAUCCGCAUCAGUUGCAGCAAUACCACCACAACCAACAGCAACAGCAACAACAACAUGAGCAAUACUACAACCCUUCCCAACCGGCCUCUCAACACCCAGGCGGUGCAGACCCCCUAGACUUCAACCAACACCAUGGGACCAGCUUCCAGGGGUCCGCAGUUCAAAACUACCAGAUGGGACCUGGUGGCAGUAGUUACCACGACAAGCAGCCGUUGUACUCCAUGUCUCAGAUUGACUACGACCGAUUCACCAGCGUACCCUCCCAGCUGAGCACAAUCCGAGAAGGGGGAAUAAGCCAGCUAGACACGUUCAGGAACGACGACUCUGGAGACAGAAUCAUCGACAGUAAAACUUUCUUGGUUCCCUCCCCUGCCUUAUUAACACCUCACCCUCUUGCCCCCGAGCAAGGGUCCCACCGAGGGAGAUCAGACUUCAGAAUCAACAGUCAACCUGGGUACAAAUUUGACGUUGUUAACGGAUACAACCCCCAGGACAAGCGUGCGUCUAGAGCAAACGUUCUGAACAGAGCCGAGCAGCUUCUGGACGCUCGGCGAGGUCACUCAACAGAGCGCUCGGACUCCAGUGAGGAGAAUCGGGGCAUCGGUCAUCGAGGAAGGAUAAAGGAGGUAGAGGAGGAAGACGGCGGGUAUGGGGAGGGAUACAUCGACCCGAGGAGGGCUGUGAGAGGGACACGACAUCAGGCGUUACGUCACGUCAACAGGAGGGGUUUCGACGACAGCACCAGCUACCAGAGUAGUGACGACGUGCUCAAUACUUUGAGGUUCCAACCCCGGGGCCCCGUGUCUAAGGCAGCACGACGGGCCAGGCUGACGUCAGUGAACGCACGACUCAACAAACAGCGACGGCUGAAGGCUGCCAGGCGAUACAACCUUCCCCCUCAUGGCAUCAGCGAUGAUGACAUCACUUCCGAGUCAGACAUCAUGGAGCCGCCCAUCAACUUCCGGCGUCAGGUGGACGACAUGGGCCGGUACGAGGAGUCCAGGAUCCGUGACGUCACCAACGAGCAACCCAGGCCGAUGCCACCCCCGGGGGAAUCCGUGGGCUCCAAAGGAAGGCGUGUCUACUUCUUCAGGAACGGGGAUGUGCACUUUAAGGCCAGGCAGAUCCUUGUGAACAGCAAGCUGUACCUGAACCUGGAGAAGCUGCUGGUGAACCUGAGCUCUAUCGUGGAGACGUCCACUGGUGUGAAGCAUAUCUUCUCGUGGCCGGAGGGUCGUGAGAUCAAAUCCAUCACGGAGUUUGAGAACGGGAAGUACUACGUCUGCUCCAGCACAAACAAGCUGCAGGUGGAGAGCUACAGUCAGCUGAUCAGAGAUUUCGCAGACCACGAGAAUUUCCUGGCUUGUGGCGAGGAGAUGGUCCCUCUAGAGAUGACCAGCAAGCGGCCGCUGCCUGGAGGGGGGCCUGAGAAUGGCGGGAAGAAGGGCCACAGGAGGAAUCCUAGAUCUAUGGGUUCAGAGGUCGUGACGUCAAGCAAAAUCUCUCGGUGCUGCCCUCUAGCGGCGAGCUGGUCUACUUUGUCGCCGCAGUCGUGGUUGUGUAUGACAAGAAGUUUGCCACCCAGAAACAUUACCUGGGGCACUCGGAGGAAAUCUCCUGCUUGACUGUCCAUCCUAACGGACGUUUUGUGGCCACUGGCCAGAUCUCUGGGAAGACACCGGAGUCCGGAACGACAACAGACCCUAUAGUGUCCGGCUGCUUCUACCCGUUUGACGACACCAUCCUGCUCACCUACGGCAAGGAGCACGUGCACUUCUGGCGCAUGUUCUGGGAAAAGGGAAGGAAGAUCAUGAGAGACAAACUCAGUGGAAAUUUCGAGGACGAUGUUCCCAAAUUUGUGACGUCAGUAUGUUUUUCGCCAUCUGGUGACGUCAUCACAGGGGACUCAAGUGGCGCCAUCUUGGUGUGGUCACGUGACAACAACAGCGUGUUCGCCGUCAAUGACAACCUGUCGGUGCAAACGAAGAGGGCUCACAAGGCCCGUGGCAGAACCUGGACCGUGGUGACGUCAUCAACGUGGUUAGCAGAUCUCAGUACAGGGACCUGAUGGUGGCGGGAGAUAACCGUGGUCGUCUGCGCCUGUACAAGUGGCCAUGUUCUUUGCAGAAGGCUGGCUUCCGGAACACCAAGACCUACUCGUCGAACGUGACCUGCGCCAGCUUCUCCUGCGACGACAGUAGCGUCAUCACUUCCGGCGGAAAUGACGCAGCACUCAUGCAGUUUUCCGUCCUUGACCCUGUAAAUACACGAUAAGCCUAGUCGACGAAAAACAAUGCGGCUCUCAUCGGAUAGAUCUGUUAUCGACUUGAAUAUUUCGGCUUGCAUGUCUACAUUUUUUUCCAUGUAUAUUGUCUUAAUGACAGAAUUAGUCUCUUUUUUUAUUAUUUUUGUUACGAUAAAGUCUAUA
Molecule: messenger RNA, 4731 nt
Organism: Aplysia californica (California sea hare)
Lineage: Eukaryota; Metazoa; Mollusca; Gastropoda; Aplysiida; Aplysiidae
Product: echinoderm microtubule-associated protein-like CG42247
Biological process (GO): intracellular signal transduction; microtubule cytoskeleton organization
Cellular component (GO): mitotic spindle
Molecular function (GO): microtubule binding
Source: RefSeq, a predicted model, not a curated record